AUGGCUACAGAAUCAGAGAAAACAACACCAUCAAAUAUUCCGCCAGAGAUUAUCGAAAUUAUACUGUCAAAAUUAUCAUCUGUUAAAUCUCUUCUUCGAUUCAAAUCAGUUUCAAAGUCAUGGAAUUCUAUAAUCUCCGAUCCGGUAUUCAUUCAGAAUCAUCUCCAAUCCUCGAAUAACUCUCCGAAUAAUAAUAUCUUCGUAAGCUCGAAUACAGAUGGUACUGAUAGAGGGUUUCCUUUGGUUGAUUUCGAUGUUAGAAAAUCCGACGCCGGAAAAAUAUCCGAGGACAAUAUUCCCAAUGGCUACAACUCUAUAUUAUGCGAAUGUAACGGCGUUCUGCUCUUGGGCAGCCGCGUUGAAUACGCUCUGUGGAAUCCAUCAAUUCGUUGUGAGAUGUUUCUCAUAUACAAAUAUGAGUUUCAUGAAGAUUAUAUAGUGGAUUAUGGAAUUUGUUAUGACCAAAUAACAGGCGAUUUUAAGGUUGUCUUCAUUUUCCCAACGAAAUAUGCAAUUUAUUCGUCUAACAACAAUUCUUUGACGAAAAAGAAUUUAGGAACAAAUUACCAUACUAUUGAUGGUACAGGUUCAGGUUUAGGUAUAUUCGUAGAUGGAGCUACCUACUGGAUUUUGAGCGACGACACGAUUAGUACACACUUGGUGUAUUUCGAUCCAAGAACCGACGAGAUCAAGAGGAUGCAAAAGCCCGAACAACGACAAAGUGAUGAUGACAAAUUUCAGUUAAUGAACAUCGCUUCUUUGAGAGGAAGGCUAUGUUUGUACUUCUACAACAAAAAAGAGAGAAUUGCUCAAAUCUGGAUGAAGGAAAAGGGAAUCGAUAAAUGGAAGGAGUUUAUAACCUUUCAUAAUUUUGAGGCUCCGUCUCAUCCAGUGGAAGUAGGCUCUGGUGGAGCAGGUGUUUAUGCUUGGUUUUUCGGUUCUUGCUAUAUUCCAAGUGAGCUUGAUGAGGAUUUAUUCUUGACCGUGCAGAUCCCGGAAAUUAAGCAAUCCGACAUCCCGGAAUGCAAUCCGACAUAA
Messenger RNA from Erythranthe guttata (spotted monkey flower), 1038 nucleotides. Lineage: Eukaryota; Viridiplantae; Streptophyta; Magnoliopsida; Lamiales; Phrymaceae. The record is from RefSeq and is a predicted model, not a curated record.